Striga hermonthica is the source of this 687-nucleotide messenger RNA. Lineage: Eukaryota; Viridiplantae; Streptophyta; Magnoliopsida; Lamiales; Orobanchaceae. The record is from the annotation of a GenBank genome assembly.
AUGGAUAGCUUGAAAAAGAAAGGCAAGAGAAAAGGUGGAGAUGAUUCUUCGUCUUCUUCAUCUUCUUCUUCGUCGGGCAAUCGAUUUCUUGGGGUGAGGAGGCGUCCGUGGGGCCGAUACGCAGCAGAGAUAAGAGACCCUUCGACCAAAGAGAGGCAUUGGCUCGGGACUUUCGACACGGCCGAGGAGGCUGCGCUAGCCUAUGACAGGGCCGCGCGGUCCAUGCGCGGGUCACGUGCACGAACCAACUUUGUCUACUCGGACAUGCCACCUGGCUCGUCACUCACUUCCAUCAUCUCGCCCGAUGAGCAGCAUCAUCAUCAGAAUUUCUCAAUGCUUUACGAAAACAACUCGGAGCAUAAUUUCAACUUUGCAAUAUCCAGUAAUGAGUACAGUCAGCAAGGAUUUCAGCUAGUGAUGACGAACAAUAAUAUUGGUAAUAAUAAUAAUAUUGUUAAUAAUAAUAAUAAUUAUCAUAAUGAGUACAGUCAGCAGGGGAGUGCUGAGCUGCCGCCUUUGCCACCAGACAUCAGCUGUGGGUCGGAGGAGCCGCCACUACUGUCGGAAGUGGGAAAUGAUGUGGUGAAUGAGAUGAGGUGUCUUGAGCACCGGCUUAGCUUCGAUGCUCCUUAUGAGGCCUUUUUCGGGUUCGACGAAUCUUCAUCAACCAGUUAUGGAUGGUUCUGA